ACUCGUGGCCAUAAUAUAGCCGAUCUCGACCCUCUAGGAAUCAAUAGCGCCGAUCUCGAUGACACCAUACCGCCGGAACUUGAGCUUUCUUUCUAUGGAUUCGGAGAACGUGAUCUGGACAGAGAGUUUUUGCUACCACCAACUACUUUCAUCGGCGGUGAUAAGCAAUCCCUCACUCUGCGCGAAAUCCUGCACAGGCUAAAGCAAAUUUAUUGUAAAACCACUGGUAUUGAGUAUAUGCACCUGAACAAUCUUGAACAACAAGAGUGGAUUCGUAAGCACUUCGAAGCACCCCGUGUAACAGAGCUGUCGCAUGAUCAGAAGAAGGUGUUGUUCAAACGUCUCAUUCGCUCAACCAAAUUCGAGGAAUUUCUCGCCAAGAAAUGGCCCAGUGAGAAACGGUUCGGUUUGGAAGGAUGCGAGGUCCUGAUUCCGGCUCUGAAGCAGGUAACAUUGCCUAUGAUAAGCGAUCAGGGUUUGUUUCUGAAUUUCUUCCUCUUGUUUNCUGUUUAUUUUUCAGACUCGUGGCCAUAA
Molecule: messenger RNA, 534 nt
Organism: Haemonchus placei
Lineage: Eukaryota; Metazoa; Nematoda; Chromadorea; Rhabditida; Trichostrongylidae
Source: the annotation of a GenBank genome assembly